Messenger RNA from Cydia fagiglandana, 2229 nucleotides. RefSeq lists its product as uncharacterized. Bases 36 to 740 code for a protein of 234 amino acids. Gene Ontology annotation, cellular component: GET complex. Gene Ontology annotation, biological process: tail-anchored membrane protein insertion into ER membrane. The record is from RefSeq and is a predicted model, not a curated record. NCBI's taxonomy places the organism in Eukaryota, Metazoa, Arthropoda, Insecta, Lepidoptera, Tortricidae. The transcript has 2 exons.
CAUGGCAACAAUUUUUUAACUGUCAAAUUGUGAACAUGGCUGAUGCAGCAGCAGCCCGUAGGGAAGCCCGGAGAAGGAAAAUAUUAGAAAAUUCUCAUAACAGGCUUCAACGUAUAUCCGGAAAAUGCGAAGAACCGAUUCCAAAAGAAUCAUCUUUUCAGACCAUACUUCCAGACGUAAGUUACGAAGUUCCAGCAAUAUCAAGCAGUGCCACAACUACUAGGAGCAACAGUUCUCUCAAUAAUGGUGUCGUGGUUCAGGCACCACCAGUGGCGGUGUCGACACCGAGUCCUAUUUAUGAAGCGGACGCGGCAGGCGACAGUUUAACCGACGUAGCCAAUGACUUGGCAGCUUUAAUGUCGCCAGGAUCACAACCAGCAAACACUCAACAAGUGUCUCUUUUGGAAAAACUAGUACUGUAUAAGUAUGAUGUAGUGCUAGUGUCUUUGCUUGUCCAACUUCUGUACGGUUUCUCAUUGUUGACAUUUGAUGAGACAUAUUUUUUCUUGCCCUUGGUGGUUUACGUCGUUACUAAGAUGAUAUGGUUUCCAGCACCAAGCAGUUCCAACUUUGCUAACGCUUUACUUCUCUUAAAUGGAAUAUCAGUGCAAAGAGUGGAACGAAUUAUGUCCGUGAUGCGCUGGGUGAGCAUGUUUUCUCAGGAUGUCUGUGUGUACCUUUUUACCACGAUUUGUAUGCAGGCCCUUAGUCACACUAUCACAGAUUCUUUAAUCACAUAGUAGAAAUUGACAUUUAUAAUUUUCCUGUUAAAUUUUGGGCAUAUUAUUGACUGAACAGUUCUAACAUUAGCAUUUAAUAAAUAGAAAUGUUCCAGAAUUUUGAUUGCUUGUGCCUUUAUACAUAAGUGAGAAUUUGUGACAUGUGUGCGUUUUAGUCACAUAUUGCCAUUUUAGUUUAAUUAGGACAAUAUUGUACAUAGUAAAUGACAAACAUUCUUGUUACAUUAUUUGUAAAUUUCAUUUUGCUCAAUUAUUUUUUCUUUUGUCUACACUACACUAAUGCAUUUAAAAUAUUGUAUUUUUUAUACUUAUUAUAAUUACAAUUAUACUCUGAUAUAUUUAUUAUGAACAUACCUAUGAAUUACUAAUGUUUGGAGGCCAAAUUAGCAACUUGUAAUGCAAAUCACAUCUAGGCUAGUAUACCUGCUCAUCUCAUUUCAUAACAUUGUAAUGUCAUGUCAAUGAGCUUGGUUAUACUAGCUUUCCAAUAUCAUAAACUAUUUUCAUAUCUUGAAUGCAGAGGUGAAAUGAUUUGUAAAUAAUUAAGUUCGGCCUGAAUUGAUUGAUGGCUUAACACUGACUACCGAGAACCCGCCUGGUAGGUACUCGUAAUGUUUGCUCGCCCAGAGGGUUGUUUUGUACGCGGAUAUAGACGACCGGUUUCUGGGGUAGUGCGCCGUUUUUUGCCCGGUUGCGAAAGUGUUAACUGUUAUCAAUUGUAAUUGCCAGUUUUGUUCCAAUUUUGAUGUAUGUAACAUUAAACUAUUUGGUAAUAGCAAUAAUAAUCAAUUUGGAAAUAUUUAAUAUGAUGGCAGUUUGUGACUGUAGUGGGAAUGGGACAUAAAAUAUGCAUCUAUUGCGACAGAAAGUUCAUUAUAACUUACUGGUUACUUUCUGUCUGUACAAUGUCAAUGUAGUUUUGUUGGUGUUUAUAAUAACAUUAAUAACUGCUUAUUAAUACUUCUUCAGGAUCAGGACUUUACUCUUCAGGAUCAAAAAUUACUAUUUGAUACCUAAUUCACUAGUAUAGAAGGUUUGACAACAAAGAAUUAAGCUGAACUUUUAAUGUACAAAUUAAAAAGUAAAGGAAGUUACAGAAGGGUUUCUGUAACUACUGUAUGUACGUCUGUGUGACGAAGCCUUAACUGUAUCAAUUACAAGGUUGUAAUUGAUACAAUCACAGGCGCAUUUUCCGGAUGCGCCUGUGUGACGGAACCUUUAAGUAUAAUUAAUUUUACAAUGCCUUUUAUUUUUAUUACUUGACACUUUAAAAGCCAAUAUUAGCAUUCAGCAGUAUAUUUUGAUAGCCUGUUAUUGGUAUGUACUAUUACUGCAUUUCUUAUAUUAUACAUUAGGUACAGUAAGAAGCAAAAGUUAAUAUUCCACCGGUCAGCUUAAUUCAAGUUGUACUAAAAAGGUCAAACAAUAAAAAAGUAUUUAUUUUAAUAUUUUGUAAUGCAUCUUUAAAAAUAAAAUAUUUGUAAUAUUU